CUGUAUCUGUAAGUGAUGUCUCCUUCCUUCAAUAGAUGUUACUGGGGCUAUUGUUUUGAAGCUCUUGCCACUGAAGAUCCAAGAAGAGCUGAUGGAGAAGGGAUACAUCAUGUUGAUGCCAAUGCUGAAUACUGCUCUGUGAUUAAAACCAAAUUAGGAGCCCAUCGAAUCCUGAUGGGUGCCGAAAUGGACUGUUGUGAUUCAACAGAUGAGGGUAGAAGGUUCUAUGUGGAACUUAAAACCAGUCGUGAGUUAGACUAUCAUACUGAGGAAAAAUAUGAGAGGGAGAAAUUACUCAAAUUCUGGAUUCAAUCAUUCCUUGCUGGUGUACCAUAUGUUGUCAUUGGUUUCAGGGAUGAUGCUGGCCGACUCGUCCGUACUGAAAGACUAAGAACCAAAGAUAUAACACACAGAGUAAAGAUGAAAAAUUAUUGGCAGGGAGGAGUGUGCCUAGCAUUUGCUGAUGAGGUGUUGUGCUGGCUUUAUGGGACAGUUAAAGAGAAUGAAGACUACAUCCUGCAGUUUGCGUCACCUUUCACGCGAUUGGAGCUUCUUCAAGCACAAUCUUGCCCAGAUGAAAUCACUUCCCAUGUCAAGCAAUUAUAGCUACUUAUCAAGACUUGAAAAUAUCAUAAUCGAAUUAAAAUAUGAAUUAUAGUAUUUAAACUGGAUGUCGAGAGGGUAUUUAUUUUCGUUUUUCUUCUAUAUAUAAUUGAUUCUCGUAUUGUGUGAGACGAUCUUUUGAAUUGCUAUAGAAAUUAUAAAAUAACUUCUCAUCCA
Molecule: messenger RNA, 780 nt
Organism: Olea europaea var. sylvestris
Lineage: Eukaryota; Viridiplantae; Streptophyta; Magnoliopsida; Lamiales; Oleaceae
Product: decapping nuclease DXO homolog, chloroplastic-like
Exons: 6
Coding region: 16-606 (196 amino acids)
Biological process (GO): NAD-cap decapping; nuclear-transcribed mRNA catabolic process
Cellular component (GO): cytosol; nucleus
Molecular function (GO): mRNA 5'-diphosphatase activity
Source: RefSeq, a predicted model, not a curated record